Myotis brandtii (Brandt's bat) is the source of this 1684-nucleotide messenger RNA. Its product is annotated as protein fem-1 homolog C-like. The transcript is spliced from 2 exons. Gene Ontology annotation, cellular component: ubiquitin ligase complex. Gene Ontology annotation, biological process: ubiquitin-dependent protein catabolic process. The record is from RefSeq and is a predicted model, not a curated record. Gene Ontology annotation, molecular function: protein binding. NCBI's taxonomy places the organism in Eukaryota, Metazoa, Chordata, Mammalia, Chiroptera, Vespertilionidae.
AUAGUGAAGUACCUUGUAGAACACAAAGCUGAUUUGGAAGUGUCAAACCGGCAUGGGCAUACCUGCUUGAUGAUUUCAUGUUACAAAGGACACAAAGAGAUUGCGCAGUUAUUUACUUGAAAAGGGAGCAGAUGUUAAUAGAAAGAGUGUUAAAGGUAAUACUGAAUUGCAUGAUUGUGCAGAAUCUGGAAGUUUGGACAUCAUGAAGAUGCUUCUAAUGUAUUAUGCCAAGAUGGAAAAGGAUGGUUAUGGAAUGACUCCCCUUCUCUCAGCAAGUGUGACUGGUCACACAAAUAUUGUGGAUUUUGUGACUCACCAUGCACAGACUAGCAAAACAGAGCGGAUCAAUGCUUUAGAGCUUCUGGGAGCUACAUUUGUAGACAAAACAAGAGACCUACUUGGGGCUUUAAAAUACUGGAAAAAGGCAAUGAACAUGAGGUACAGUGAUAGGACUAAUAUAAUUAGCAAACCAGUACUUCAGACACUAAUAAUGGCUUAUGAUUAUGCCAAGGAGGUAAAAAGUUCAGAAGAGCUAGAAGGUCUUAUUGCUGAUCCCGAUGAGAGGAGAAUGCAGGCAAUAUUAAUUAGAGAAUGUAUUCUUGGUCCUUCUCAUCCUGAUACCUCUUACUCUAUUAAGUAUAGAGGCACUGUCUAUUCAGACUCUUGAAAUUUCAAAUGAUGCAUCAACCUAUGGAAGUAUGCUUUGGAUAUGCAACAGAACAAUUUGGACCCAUUAAGCCCAAUGACCACCAGCAGCGUAUUAUCUUUUGUAGAACUUUCCUUUAUGCUACAGGAUAGGGCUAAAGGCCUGCUUGGUACCACUGUUACAUUUGAUGAUCUUAUGGGCAUAUUGUGCAAAAGUGUCCUUGAAAUAGAGCAAGCUAUCAAACAGACUCAGUGUCCAGCUGACCCCUUACAGUUAAAUAAGGCUCUUUCCAUCAUUUUGCACUUAAUUUGCUUGUUAGAAAAAGUUCCUUGUACUCUAGAACAGGACUACUUCAAAAAGCAGACUAUAUACAGAUUUCUUAAGCUGCAUCCAAGGGGAAAGAAUAACUUCAGCCCUCUUCAUCUGGCUGUGGACAAGAAUACUACAUGUGUAGGGCGGUAUCCUGUUUGCAAAUUUCCAUCUCUGCAAGUUACUGCCAUACUGAUAGAAUGUGGUGCUGAUGUGAACGUCAGAGACUCCGAUGACAACAGUCCCCUGCAUAUUGCUGCUCUGAACAACCAUCCAGACAUCAUGAAUCUCCUUAUCAAAUCAGGUGCACAUUUUGAUGCCACAAACUUGCACAAACAAACUGCUAGUGACUUGUUGGACGAGAAAGAAAUAGCUAAAAAUUUGAUCCAGCCCAUAAAUCAUACCACAUUGCAGUGUCUUGCUGCUCGUGUCAUAGUGAAUCAUAGAAUAUAUUAUAAGGGGCAUAUCCCAGAAAAGCUAGAGACCUUUGUUUCACUUCACAGACGGAGCCGAGAGGCCUUCCGGCCCCGAAAUCAGCAGAGCCCAGAGGCAUCCCGGUGCCGGGAGGCCUUCCGGCCACCUGGAUCAGCGGAGCCGAAGGCCUCAGGGCCCGGGAAUCAGCGGAGCCGAGAGGCCUCCCUGCACCGGGUUCAGCGGAGCCGAGAGACAUCCCAGCCCUGGGAUCAGCAGAGCCGAGAGGCAUCCGGGACCCGGGAUCAGCAGAGCUGA